AAAAGCCAAACGCACUAGAGAAAAAUAAUGGAGUGAAACGGAAGAGAGAGAAAGAGAGUAGAUAGAGAGAGAAGGGGAGUGAGGCUCGGAGCCGAAAAAGAUGGGUCAGAUCGUGAAGAGGAAGAAGAAGGGUCGACCGUCAAAGGCAGAUCUCGCACGCCGCGCCGCCGCCGAGCCUGAGAGUGACGUUCGGCGUAGCCGCCGGCGCCGGAAUGUGAGGUACACCUUUGAUUUCGACGACUACAUCGACGAUGACGAUGAGGUCGAGGACGAGGAAGACGAGCGUGGGAGAGAGAAGAAGUUGAAGCUGCUACUCAAGCUCCAGAGCAAAGAUGGCGAUGGUGAGUCAACUCCGAGUCGAACUCAGCGCGUGGAACACGCGCCUUCUGCCUCGGCUUCUUCGUCGGACUACGGCGAUGCCGAUAAUCCAUUGAAGAAGAGGAAAAUCGAAGUCCACGGCGAUUUUGGCGAUGAAAUUGAUCAUGAUCGCGAAGAGGUUAGAGGGAGAAAAAAAGGAUCCAAGGGGGGAGACUCUGUUCCAGGGACACCAUUGGAUCCUCCAAUGGGGACUCCUUUGCCUGACAAGAACUCAUUGGAGUUGAUUCUUGACAAACUUCAGAAGAAGGAUAUUUAUGGUGCGUAUGCUGAACCUGUUGAUCCGGAAGAGCUUCCUGAUUAUCAUGUUGUGAUUAAGCAUCCAAUGGACUUUGGCUCAGUGAGGAAGAAGUUGGGAAAUGGAUCAUAUUCAACCCUGGAACAAUUUGAGAGUGAUGUCUUUCUAAUUUGCACAAAUGCAAUGAAAUAUAAUGCGCCAGAUACCAUAUACCACAAACAGGCACGUUCCAUCGAAGAGCUAGCAAAAAACAAAUUUCAGAGGUUAAGGAUUGAUACCGAACACUCUGAGAAAGAGCUCAGCUCAGAACAGAAAACAAAAUCUAACUCCUUGCCUAAGAAGCAAAUAAAGAAGCCAAUGAGCCGGACUGCACAAGAACCUGUUGGUUCUGAAUUCUCCUCAGGUGCCACUCUUGCCACAGCCGGGGAUUUCCAAUGUGGGUCAAAUGCAACCCAAUCUGGUGGUUUUAAGAGGCUUAGCAAUGUCGAUGGAUCUGUAGAGGGAAACACUUCGCUGAUUGAUAACAAUUUGGAUAAGGCAGACGAUUUACUAUCAGGGAGGGGUCUUCUACCUAGAUUUGGGAGGAAACCUUCCACAAAUGAUGAAAAUCGUCGUGCAACUUACCACAUUUCCAAUCAACCAGUGUCCAGAUCUGAGUCAAUAUUUACAACUUUUGAUGGUGAAAUUAAGCAGCUGAUUGCUGUUGGGCUUCAUGCAGAUCACUCGUAUGCCCGGAGCCUGGCUCGUUUUGCUGCAACACUUGGACCUGUUGCUUGGAAGGCUGCCUCCAAGAGGAUUGAACAGGCUCUACCUCCAGGGUUCAAAUUUGGUCGUGGGUGGGUUGGAGAUUACGAGCCACUUCCAACACCUGUAUUAAUGCUGGAAAACUGUUCCCCAAAAGAACCCAUUUUUCUUCCAAAGUUGCAUGAUACUUCUGGUGCAAGAAAGGAUGAAAAAACUUCUAAGACCACGGUUUCUGCCCUGGAGCAUACUGUUAGUGUGCCAAUUUCAGAAGGGAAGUCAUCUUUGUCCCGUGCUGCUAUAACCAAAAGAACUUCCACUCCUACUGCAAGUGCUCAGUCUAUUAAGGGGGCUAAUUUGGAAGGUAAACAGUCUUUCUUUGGAGGGAGCAGACCUCCUCCUACAACUACUACUACUGCUACUACUACUGCAAGUGCGAAUUAUCUGCAGCAAAGCCCACGAUCCAGGAAUGUUGAACCGGAAAAAAAGGUUGUAAAGCAAGUUGAAUUGAAUCGUCCUCCAUCUUCAGCUAAUCAAAAUGCACGUGAUUUCGUUACAGAGAAGCAAAUUCCAAAUGGUUCUUCGGAUGCACCAAGUUCACCGUCAACGGAGACGGUUUCAAGGAACAGGAAUCUUUUGCAGUCCUCUGUCCCUUUUAAGCAGCCAGAGAAUAAUGGGUUUGUUUCGGGAAGAUUGCCAAAUGGAAGAGACUUGAGUAAAAGUUCGGGCAUAAAUGGUAUUCCCAACCACAUGGUGACUUCAGCUACUCAUUUUUCCCGUGGACAGGAGCAGGGUCUUGGUGACCCUGUCCAGUUGAUGAGAAUGUUGGCUGAAAAUGCUCAAAAGAAGCAGAAAUCUUUAAAUCAUUCCUCAGUUGACAACCCAUCAAUAGUGCCAUCAGUUCCAUACUCGGGAAAAGAUGAUCCAAGAAAUGCUGCUGCAGCCGCUGCACGAGCAUGGAUGUCAAUAGGGGCCGGGGCGGGCCACAAGAAUCAGAUAUCUACGGAUUCUCUAUACAACCCUACUAGGGAACUCCAGCUGCAAGUUUCGCGAUUUCAGGGCGAUUUUGCUGGUUCUGGGAUGCAUUUUCAGCCCACAAAGAACAACUUUCCACUUCAAGCCUUUAUGACACCGCCUGUCCAGAGGGGCUGCGAAGCUCAAUUCCAAAAUAGACCGGUGGUUGUCCCUCAGUUAGUAACGACCGACUUGUCUAGGUUUCAAAUGCAGUCUCCGUGGCAGGUCCUGAAUCCACAAAAGCAGGCACAACAGAAACAGGAAUCGCUUCCUCCGGACUUGAACAUUGAUUUCCAGUCUUCGGGAUCACCUGUGCGACAGUCUUCAGGAGUUCUGGUGGACUCUCAGCAACCUGACCUUGUGUUGCAACUCUGAGGCUGCUCAACAAUUUUUUUUUUGGGUGGAGAAAUAGGACAUAAAGAGAAGAAAGCUGAGCAUUUUAGCAAGGUAUUGGACCGGAUAUUCUAAAUCUUGACUCGGGUUUUGCCAAAUAGGAUGAUUGUCCAGAUUAGUUUGAUGAAAAGGCACUAUAUGAUGGGGUUUCGAUGUGUCUACUACAUUGAAUGAGGAUUUUACUGACUUGCAACGGCAUGUAAUCAGGUUAUUGUAUUAGAAAUUGUUGAGCUUAAGGUUGUUUAGUAUUUAGAUUAUAGUAAUCCAUGUUUACGAGUUGUUAAUCCAGUGAAUUACACUUGAAAUCCAUUUGAUUCCUUGUACAUUAAUUAUGAAUGGAUGAGAAGUAAUUCUGUUGCGUUCUGAUACCUCACAUGUAAUCGUCUUGAUUUUGCUAUUUUUAUGCUAUCAUUGUCAUG
Messenger RNA from Camellia sinensis, 3180 nucleotides. RefSeq names its product DNA-binding bromodomain-containing protein. Lineage: Eukaryota; Viridiplantae; Streptophyta; Magnoliopsida; Ericales; Theaceae. The record is from RefSeq and is a predicted model, not a curated record. Gene Ontology annotation, molecular function: protein binding.